Messenger RNA from Pseudonaja textilis, 1939 nucleotides. RefSeq names its product cathepsin A (gene CTSA). Gene Ontology annotation, biological process: proteolysis. Lineage: Eukaryota; Metazoa; Chordata; Lepidosauria; Squamata; Elapidae. Gene Ontology annotation, molecular function: serine-type carboxypeptidase activity. The record is from RefSeq and is a predicted model, not a curated record.
CCGUGGCCAAGUGAGCUCCGCCGGGACGGCCCGGGACCGCCGCUGCCGGGACCCCGCGGGCUCCGCUUCGGGGGGAUUCGGGGGGCUGGGAGGCUCCUCCCGGCAGAGUCCCCCGAGGGCGCCUGACCGCCCGCCCUGCGCUCCCUCCCUUCCCCGCAGAUGGCUCUCCCGCCGCCGCCGCCGCUGCUGCCGCUGCUCCUCCUGGCCGCCGCCGCCGCCGCCCGGUCGGGCUCUCCGUCGUCCAAGUUCGCCAUCGACUUCCUCCCGGGGCUGGCCAAGCAACCGGCCUUCGAGCAGUACACGGGCUACCUGAGCGUGGACGGAGACAAGCACCUGCACUACUGGUUCGUGGAGGCGGAGGAGGCGGCGGCGGAUGCGGAGAAGCCGCUGGUGCUCUGGCUGAACGGCGGUCCCGGCUGCAGCUCCCUCGCCGGCCUUCUGACCGAGCACGGGCCUUUCACGGUCCAGCCAGACGGAGCCACCUUGAAGUACAACGACUAUGCCUGGAGUAAGCUCGCUCACAUCCUCUUCCUGGAGUCCCCGGUCGGUGUCGGCUACUCCUACUCGGAUAGCCAAGACUACCAAACCAACGACACAGAGGUGGCCCGCGUCAACUACCUGGCCCUGAAAGAGUUCUUCAGCCUGUUUCCGGAGCACCUGCCCAAAGACCUCUACCUGGCUGGAGAAAGCUAUGGCGGGAUCUACAUCCCCACCCUGGCACAGUGGGUCAUGCAGGACGCCAGCCUCAACCUGAAGGGCCUCUCGGUGGGCAACGGGCUCUCCUCCUACGAGACCAAUGACAACUCCCUGGUCUACUUCGCCUACUACCACGGCCUCCUGGGGAACAAGCUCUGGGGCGACCUGCAGCGCUUCUGCUGCUCGGGAGGGAAGUGCAACUUCCACAAAAGCCCAAAUCUGAACUGCACGGCUGCUAUGGUGGAGGUGAUCCACAUUGUGGACGAAUCCGGCCUCAAUAUCUACAACCUCUAUGCCCCCUGCGCUGGGGGGGUGCCGGGGAAAUUCAGCUACCUGGAUGGGACCAUUGUGACUCACGACCUGGGCAACCGCUUCAACUGGCACCCCCUGCGCAGUAUUUGGAGGGAGAAUCUGCUGAACUUGGGGGUGACCAAGCAGGUGCGGCUGAACCCCCCCUGCAUCAACACCACCGGCCUCACCCGCUACCUGAACGACCCCCAGGUGCGCCACGCGCUGCACAUUCAGGACGACGCCCCGGCCUGGGAGAUCUGCAGCUUUACUGUCAGCCGGGGCUACAAGCGCCUCUACACCGAGAUGAACGCCCAGUACCUGAAGCCGCCCGGCACUGGGAAAUACCGCAUCUUGCUGUACAACGGGGAUGUGGACAUGGCCUGCAACUUCCUGGGGGACGAAUGGUUCGUGGAGUCCCUGCAGCAGAAGGUGGAGGUGGCCCGGAGGUCCUGGAUCUUCACGGACGAGGACGGCCAGGAUCAGAUCGGGGGCUUCGUGAAGGAGUUCAGCAACAUUGCCUUCCUCACCAUCAAGGGUGCCGGCCACAUGGUGCCCGCUGACCAGCCGCGGGCAGCCUUCAACAUGAUGCAGCGGUUCCUCAACCGGCAGCCCUUCUAAGCUCGGGAGCAGCGUCUUUCCUGGGGAGACCAGCCCCCUCCCGCUGCCGCAUGGCUGCAAAGAGCGGCUCCUGACCGGCCUUGGGGGGGGAUUCUGGAGGGUCUCGGGCCCUGGGCAGGUCCUCUGGCAGGGCCCUGUCUCCCCUUCUCUGCGCAUUUGCACUGUCCUCAGGGAGGAAGCGGGUCCCCUCGCUGCCCUCGGUGGGCGUGGGGGGUGAGGGGCGUUUCUCAGCCUUCGUUCCGGCGGCUCUUGCAGGAGGAAGUCGACUGGGGAUCAAGAGCAGCCAAGUUCUCUUUCUUGGUCCAAGCAAGCGAUUAAACUCUUAUUUUUCUAC